Molecule: messenger RNA, 3483 nt
Organism: Thunnus maccoyii (southern bluefin tuna)
Lineage: Eukaryota; Metazoa; Chordata; Actinopteri; Scombriformes; Scombridae
Product: potassium voltage-gated channel subfamily A member 10
Exons: 1
Coding region: 15-1706 (563 amino acids)
Biological process (GO): protein homooligomerization; potassium ion transmembrane transport
Cellular component (GO): voltage-gated potassium channel complex; membrane
Molecular function (GO): protein binding; delayed rectifier potassium channel activity
Source: RefSeq, a predicted model, not a curated record
CAACAAGGACGGUGAUGGAGGUGCCUCUGGUUAAUUUUGAGAACAUGGAUGAUGUCGGUAUCAACCUGGGUGACCCGAAUGACUCUGGGUACCCGACCUCACCCCCCUCAGAAGCCCCGGAUCAGAAUCUUUUAACUCGCCGUCUGACGUCUCCUCAUCAGUCACCUCACAGAGGACGACGUAGGCAUCAUUCCGGUCAAGAGGGGUUGUCACCCUCCACUCCCCCAACUCUGACCACCAAAGCGAAUUCCAGCAGCGGCAGUUUGAUCUCUAAUCUGAAGCUCCUGAUCAACAGUGAGUCUCCCACUGACAGCGUCUUCAGUAAAAUGGUGAAGGAUUGCUAUGAGAAUGAAGAUUUGUUUGAAAAGCAAUGCAUGGAAGAAAAAGAUGAGAAGGUUGUCAUCAACAUUUCAGGCCUGAUGUUCGAGACCCAGCUCAGCACCCUGAAUAGGUUCCCCGAGACGCUGCUCGGUGACCCCAUGAAGAGGAUAAGCUACUUCGACCCAAUGAGAAACGAGUACUUUUUUGACAGAAACCGACCAUCCUUUGAUGGUAUUCUGUACUACUAUCAGUCAGGGGGGAGAAUCCGCAGACCGGCCAAUGUUCCCUUAGAUGUUUUUGCAAAUGAAAUUGUUUUCUAUGAGUUGGGUCAUGAAGCAAUGGAGCAGUUCCGUGAAGAUGAAGGGUUUAUCAAAGAGCCAGAGGUUCUUUUGCCCACCAACGAACUCCAACGACAAUUCUGGCUCCUGUUUGAGUACCCAGAGAGCUCCAGUGCAGCCAAAUCUGUAGCUUUGGUUUCUGUGUUUGUCAUCGUCAUUUCCAUCUUCAUCUUCUGCCUAGAGACUCUGCCAGAGUUCAGGGAGGACAAUGACUUUGUCCCAGGCGUAACCCAAAUCAUCAACGGGACCCAAGACGGUUCUGCCCCUCAUCCUGCCGCAAAAGACUUGAUGGCGUAUAUCACAGACCCGUUUUUCAUUGUGGAGACUAUUUGCAUCAUUUGGUUCUGCUUUGAAGUCGGUGUCCGUUUUGUGGUCUGCCCCAGCAAAAGUGACUUCUUCAAUAACAUCAUGAAUAUCAUUGACAUAGUCUCUAUAAUUCCCUACUUUGUAACCCUGGGAACAGAGCUGGCUACGACCCCUGAUGAUGAUGUGAACUCUGGUCAGAACAUGUCCCUGGCAAUCCUAAGGAUCAUCCGACUCGUGAGAGUUUUCCGAAUUUUCAAGCUCUCUCGACACUCGAAAGGGCUUCAGAUCUUGGGGCAGACCUUGAAAGCCAGUAUGCGGGAACUUGGGUUGCUCAUCUUCUUCCUUUUCAUAGGAGUCAUCCUAUUCUCAAGUGCCAUCUACUUUGCAGAAGUGGAUGAGCCCCAGACACAGUUUGUUAGCAUCCCUGACGGCUUCUGGUGGGCUGUGGUGACGAUGACCACUGUGGGAUACGGAGACAUGUGCCCCAUCACAAUGGGAGGCAAAAUGGUCGGCACCCUCUGUGCCAUUGCUGGUGUCCUGACCAUUGCCUUGCCUGUCCCUGUCAUCGUCUCCAACUUUAACUAUUUUUACCACCGUGAGACUGAGCAGGAGGAGAAACAGGUGAUGGAUGCAGCUGCAGAGGCUGCCCAGAAAAUGUCAGCUGCAAACAAGUACGGAAGCACACCUUCGCUGAACAAAAGUAACGGUACCUGGCAGAAUGAGAAAAAUGGCAUGCACUGAUAGAAAAACAACAGUAUUUAUAUCAAGGGCAUGAAUAAACGUACGGAUAAAUCAAACAUAUCCUGGAGUGAGAGGCAGUGGGUGAUAUCUUUCUCACUAUUUUGUACUCCAAACAUGGCAGCAUUUGUGCACAUUACUACAGUAUUAAGAGGCACUGUGUGGUGAGACAGCCUUUACACGAGUCGUCUGUCUACUUGUGGAUGUGUCAAAGUGCAAUUAACACAACUCAGCAACCAUUAUGUCAGUUAACUUUGAGGAACAGAACUGAAAGGUAUAAUUAAAUUAUCUUCCAUCCGGUGCAAUUUGAAGAAAAAUGGCUCUUUUGUAGCAAAGACAAACAUCUCACCUUGAAAAUACUGAUAGUUUGAGUAAAUAUAGAAGUGAAAGGCAAAGAAAGUUGUGAAUUUGACCCAACUGUCCUUGCAGUCUGUGACUUUAUCCCACAGAAGAAAAAGAAACCAAUACCGGGUUUGAUAAUCGUAGCAUUUAAACCGGAAAUACACUCUGAGCUCAUAUUACAUCACAGUUCCAUGUUAGUCUACACUUUGUCAUAUUCAGCAAAUCGAGAUAGAACUUGGCAUGACUUUCAAGGGCAGGCGAAUGUGUCCAGUGUAAGGCAAGAGGACCGCAGCGCACACAUUGUCUUAUCAGCGAAUCUAUAGUUGCGAAUGCUCAGCCUGCAGCACUUCUUCCAAAAGACGCAGCGUAACAAUAUCUGUAUGAUGAAUAGUUGGCACUUUUGCAUGUCCGCUAUUAGUCUUGUAGAUAGGCUGCAAAAUAUAAAUCAAACCAUGAAACUGCUUCAUAUUGACUGUAUAACUUAUUAUAGCACAUGCAGUAGUUGCAUGCAACAGAUUCUGUUAUUAAAGUCACCUGUUAUUUUUUAUUACAUGGCAUUUUGCACCAGAUUAUGCUGAUUUAGCUGUACAUGCUAUCAACUUCUAACAUUAUAAUGUGAAUUUACCCUUUAAAAACCAUAUCAUGUCAUUGCACUGAAAGUUUUUUUUCCACAUAUCUCUUAAGCACUUUUGGAGCUUUUCACCAUCAGCUGUUGGCAGGGAAAACAUUUAUUUGAGUGUAUUGAAAUGUGAGAUGAGAUAUAUAUUUGUGAUCAGACUGAGAUAAAAGAGGAGACAGAGAGGACGAAAGCAACUUUGCACUCUUAUAUUCGAACGUUUCUCCAUUUACAUUUGUUCUGUCAUUUUUAUUGCAUGGCUUAGUUUGCUGAAAUGAGGUUUAACUCUUACUCUCAGUAACUGAAAGUUUGACAUAUUUAUUGUAGCUAAAUAUAAUAUAGCAUUUUAAUCAUAUAGUGAUAAUUGUUGUAUUCCAUGUCAUAGAGAAAAGCCAAUUGGAUUUUAAACAAAUAUGACAAUAAAUGACGGAAAGUACACGUUUGUGUCUCACCAGGAAAACAUGAAUCAGUACUAUACUGUAUAUGCAUGCCACAUUUCAAUCUUGAGAAUGUACUGUAUGUGAGUUUAUUAUACAUAUAAAUACAGCUUGUAUAGAAAUGGCAGUGGGUGUAGUUGUAACUCGAUCAAUGCCUUUCUAAUAAUCCUACGAUAUGCAAUAACGAUGAUAUGUGGGUGGAAAACAGAAACAAACGUGUUGUGUUUUUCACCCGUGGAAAGAGCAAUACUUGUAAUUAAUGAAAACGAAAUGCAAUUAAAUGCAAAGGUGACAUCAGUUAGUCACGUGGGUACUCAGCACUUUACUAUGUUAUGAAGCACUUAUGGUUUGAGCACUGUUACUGUAUGUGUCAGCAUUGUACAGU